AUGCCUCAAAUGUCGGAAGAAACCAUCAACGUGCUCCGGGUCUCCAUCUCGAUGAUGAUUCUCUUCACGGCGGUUCUCAGCCAUGAAUUCCUCAUGGAGCCACUUCUCCAUGGACUCGCUCAAGGUGGAAUCGGUGGGAUUCAGAAUCGCGAUGGCUAUAUGAUACUGUGUAUUAUGUACUUCUUCAACUCGGCCAGUUGCUUCUUUGCUCCGUAUCUUGUGGCCAAGCUCACCGGCAAGUAUGCAAUGGUACUCGGGAUGGUGUCGGUGCUUUGUUGUCAGGCCUCCUUUGUCUUUCCCCAACGAAUCCCCAUCAUAGCUACAUCGGUGUUAGUUGGUGUCGGGACUACCUUCUUAUGGGUCGGUCAGGGCCAGUACAUCAGUGACAAUGUAUCCGACAGAAACCGUGAGAAGGACACAUCUCUGCAAUGGGCGCUAUUCAAGAUGAGUCUGAUCUACGGAGGUCUUUUCUUCUUCUUCUACUUUCAAAACGCCUCCUUGGAGACUAUUGUGGCAAACGGGCAGGUAGGAGGAGUGAUCGGAGCAUUGUACCAGAUUUUUUCCAUCUUCCCCGCGUGCAUCAAAUUCACCUCUCGCCUCUCCACCAACACCACAUCUCUCCUCACAAUUGGUAUGAUUGUAACAGGAAGUGGACAGGUGUUAGGCUCCGCCCUUGUUGCUCUCGUCGGUGACCGAGUUCGGAAACUCGGCCAGCACAUUCUUAUCCUCUCUGCCCUCAUCCUUCAUAUCACUUUGUUCAUGGUUAUCGCUCUUUCAUUCCCAAAUGAUGCUCCAUUGGGACAUACUGAUGAUUCUGGACCGGUUUUUCAGGCUGAUGUAAUUAUGGCUAUGACCAUCUCAUUUCUGCUUGGUUUCGGUGACGCCGUGCUGCAAACUCAAAUCUACUCAUACAUCGCAAAGUACUAUCAGAAAGAGAGCGGCACUGUAUUCUCGAUUUUCCGUUUUGCAAGUGGAAUCGCCUCCACUAUCAUGUUCUUCGGCGCCCAGUACUUCCUUUUGGUGCAUCACUUAACACUUCUCACUGUCAGCGCCUGUAUUGCUGGCUUCUCGAUUUUGGCAUUCCAUAAGGCUAUCAAGAAACAGUACCAAGAUAAAGCCGCUGUCGUCGUGGUGUCUGUCGCCCCAUGGAAGCCGAGAGCAGUCUCACCGAUUUCUCCUGUUCGGGAAUAA
Messenger RNA from Caenorhabditis remanei, 1191 nucleotides. RefSeq lists its product as uncharacterized. The record is from RefSeq and is a predicted model, not a curated record. Bases 1 to 1191 code for a protein of 396 amino acids. The transcript is spliced from 7 exons. Lineage: Eukaryota; Metazoa; Nematoda; Chromadorea; Rhabditida; Rhabditidae.